GCCUAACACACAUAGCUAUAACCCAUCGAUCGAUUACUAGGAACUUCAGUUAGUGAACAUAGUAUUUGGAUGGCGUCGAUGUCGAUGAACUCGUCGAGGCCGCAGUGGACGGCGAAGCAGAACAAGCAGUUCGAGCAGGCGCUGGCGGUGUACGACAAGGAGACGCCGGACAGGUGGCACAACAUCGCGCGCGCCGUGGGUGGCAAGUCUGCCGACGAGGCCAGGCGCUACUACGAGCUGCUCGUGGAGGAUGUCAAGCGCAUCGAGGCAGGCAGGGUGCCGUUCCCGGCGUACAGGUACCCUGGUGGCGCCAUGGGCGGGUACGAGGCCGACAGGCUGAAGCACCUGAAGAUCUAGGCGGCAUACAUGAAUGACUACGAAGCAGCGCUAUGCAAGUCGGCCUGUCCGCCGUCAUGCGCGCGUCUGCCAAGUGCCGACAAGCAAGUGACCAGGAGCAUGCAUCGAUCGUCAUCCGAUCAUGCGUGCAUGUAGAUAAGCAGGAAUAGUUACUAAUUUGUACUUACAUCAAUCUAUCUCUGUACUGUCCGUCCCAUAUAUGAACAAAGAAAGGUAAUCCAUAUAUGUAUAUAAUUGGUAUCC
Lolium rigidum is the source of this 600-nucleotide messenger RNA. Its product is annotated as protein RADIALIS-like 3. The coding region runs from base 70 to 357 and encodes 95 amino acids. NCBI's taxonomy places the organism in Eukaryota, Viridiplantae, Streptophyta, Magnoliopsida, Poales, Poaceae. The transcript has 3 exons. The record is from RefSeq and is a predicted model, not a curated record. Gene Ontology annotation, molecular function: DNA-binding transcription factor activity.